Molecule: messenger RNA, 933 nt
Organism: Rotaria sp. Silwood2
Lineage: Eukaryota; Metazoa; Rotifera; Eurotatoria; Philodinida; Philodinidae
Source: the annotation of a GenBank genome assembly
AUGAUAGAAGCAUUAAUUGGUGCAUUUUUAAUUUCCACAAAUUAUAUUACAACUAUAAAAUUUAUGAAAUGGUUAGGUCUUGAUACAAUUCCAAUAGAUAAGCAAAAUCAAAUAAUAAAACCACCAUCAAUUCUACAUCCCAAUCUAUCUGACACAACGGAUGAUGUUAUAAGUAAAAUUCAAGAAUUUUUCAACAAUUUCACAUUUGAUGAUAUUGAAAAAAAGAUCAAUUAUGUUUUUAAGAACAAAGCAUAUCUAAUUGCAGCAUUUACUCAUCCAUCAUAUUAUAAUAAUCCUUUUACUCAAUGUUAUGAAAGAUUAGAAUAUUUAGGAGAUGCUAUAUUAGAUUUUCUGGUUGUACGAUGUGUUUUCGUUGAAUAUUAUAAACAAGUUACACCAAGUCGAGUAACGGAUAUUCGACAAGAUUUAUCAAAUAAUGGUCGUUUAGCAUAUUUGCUUGUUUCUUGUGAUCUUCAUAGAAAAAUUCUCCAUGAAUCGCCGUAUCUUUUUGAUCAAAUGACAUCUUAUCUUGAAAACUCAACACUUUUUCCAAAAGAUCAAUCAAUGAACGACAAACUGGACAAAGAUAUUGAUCAAUGGGCUGAUUCAACAGCACCAAAAGCUCUUGCUGAUGUAUUUGAAGCUUUAAUCGGAGCAAUAUUUCUUGAUUCUGGAUAUUGUUUAGAAACAGUUUGGAAGAUUAUUGAACCUUUACUUCGACAAUAUAUUAAACGAUCGAUUAAACAUCGAAAUGUAAAUCCGGUGAGAUCAUUUUUUGAAAAAGCUGGAAAAAUCAUUGAGGAAUCAUAUGAUGGAAAAGGAGAGUUUACUUGUACUGUUGAAUUAUCAAAUGGAGCUCGUUUUGAUGGUCAUGGAAAAAACAAAAAACUUGCAAAAUAUGAUGCAUGUCAAAAAGCAAUGAACAAUUUGUAG